Trypanosoma brucei brucei TREU927 is the source of this 444-nucleotide messenger RNA. RefSeq lists its product as hypothetical. Gene Ontology annotation, biological process: positive regulation of TOR signaling; cellular response to amino acid stimulus. The coding region runs from base 1 to 444 and encodes 147 amino acids. Gene Ontology annotation, molecular function: molecular adaptor activity; guanyl-nucleotide exchange factor activity. The transcript has a single exon. The record is from RefSeq and is a predicted model, not a curated record. NCBI's taxonomy places the organism in Eukaryota, Euglenozoa, Kinetoplastea, Trypanosomatida, Trypanosomatidae. Gene Ontology annotation, cellular component: Ragulator complex.
AUGUCUCGGAAAGCCGGAGAAACAGCUAUGCUUGAAGCGGCAGUAGUUAAUGAGUGUCUGCAUGGCGCCGUGGGGAGUGGUAUUUUGGCGGCACUUCUUCUCGACGAAGAAGGUGUCCUGUUGUCCUCUGCAUCAAGCAGCGAAGAAUACUCGUACUCAAGGGAACGAACCAUGAUCAUUGCUGCCAUAGGAAACGUAUGGCGUGCAAGCGCCCAAAAUGACUUGGCAAAAAGCAAGAUAACAAAUGAAUUAGAACCUGAAGCUUUGGAGCAAGUCUUGAUCGAUUUCGGUAGUAAGAAACUCUGCGCCAUGUCGGUGGGUGGAAAAGCUAUUCUGUGCCUGGUAGGCUAUCAAGUGGAAAUGGGUCUCCUCAAAUUGAAAACGGCGGCGGUGCAGCGGAGGCUGGAUGUGCACUUGCGCCCAGCACUCGUAGCAUACAAGUGA